AUGGGGUUAAACCAGGGAAUCUGGUACUCAAAUCCGGUGACCAAAGAGUAUCGCUGGCUGCUGUAUUCAUAUAGGGGUGGGUUAGGCUCCCUGUCCCUGCGCUACCGCAAGCCUGACGGCGGGGGCGCUGUGCAGGCAUGCAGAGCGUUUGCGUUCCGAAAGCGCGUGUCCCUCGCCGCAUGCCGUCGUUCGCGCGGCCGCCACCGCCCGCGGAGCGGGAGGGGCGGAGCUGGCUCUGUCCGGGCUCCCGAGCGGGGAGGCUGCCCAGGAGGAGGUGCGGCGGGUCCCAGCGGCCGAGGUUCGGGCGGAGCGACUGGAGAGGCUGGCAGGUGGUGCUGGCAGCGUGGGGAGAGUGGCGCCGUGGGCUGGGCGCUCUUGGCCGGAGGAGUUCACUCCAUGCGUGCGGGCCAAGCACGGCCCCUGCGAGCCGUCGACAUGAAGAAAGACGUGCGGAUCCUGCUGGUGGGAGAACCUAGAGUUGGGAAGACAUCACUCAUUAUGUCUCUGGUCAGUGAAGAAUUUCCAGAAGAGGUUCCUCCUCGGGCAGAAGAAAUCACCAUUCCAGCUGACGUCACCCCCGAGAGAGUUCCAACACACAUUGUAGAUUACUCAGAAGCAGAACAGAGUGAUGAACAACUUCAUCAAGAAAUAUCACAGGCUAAUGUCAUCUGCAUAGUUUAUGCUGUUAACAACAAACAUUCUAUUGAUAAGGUAACAAGUCGAUGGAUUCCUCUCAUAAAUGAAAGAACAGACAAAGACAGCAGGCUGCCUUUGAUAUUGGUUGGGAACAAGUCUGAUCUGGUGGAAUACAGUAGCAUGGAGACCAUCCUUCCCAUCAUGAACCAGUAUACAGAAAUAGAAACCUGUGUGGAGUGUUCAGCAAAAAACCUGAAGAACAUAUCAGAGCUCUUUUAUUAUGCACAGAAAGCUGUUCUUCAUCCUACAGGGCCUCUGUACUGCCCAGAGGAGAAGGAGGUAACCACCAGACUUGUUUACUGGAAUGUAGGAGAAACUCUAGUAUGAUAGUACUUUUUAGUAACUCUUAUGUGUUUUUUGCAAAAGUUAAACUUUCAAAAUUCAAAAUUUAUUACUUUAUUAAAUAGCAACAUUUUCUUAGUA
Messenger RNA from Marmota monax (woodchuck), 1119 nucleotides. Its product is annotated as mitochondrial Rho GTPase 1-like. The transcript has 8 exons. Gene Ontology annotation, cellular component: mitochondrial outer membrane. NCBI's taxonomy places the organism in Eukaryota, Metazoa, Chordata, Mammalia, Rodentia, Sciuridae. Gene Ontology annotation, molecular function: GTPase activity; GTP binding. Gene Ontology annotation, biological process: small GTPase-mediated signal transduction; mitochondrion organization; regulation of mitochondrion organization. Bases 1 to 1023 code for a protein of 340 amino acids. The record is from RefSeq and is a predicted model, not a curated record.